Molecule: messenger RNA, 2442 nt
Organism: Arabis nemorensis
Lineage: Eukaryota; Viridiplantae; Streptophyta; Magnoliopsida; Brassicales; Brassicaceae
Source: the annotation of a GenBank genome assembly
AUGAGACUUAUAAGUCCUUUUGUUCUUGUUCUUUCACUGUCUUGUUUCUUCUUAAAUGUUUGUAUGGCUCAGGAAAGAACUCUCUUUUCCGGCAGGCUCAAUGAUUCCGAGACGAUAGUCUCCAACUUUGGCACGUUCAGGUUUGGUUUCUUCAGCCCUGUUAAUUCCACAAGUCGGUAUGCUGGCAUAUGGUAUAACACUGUAUCUGUACCAACUGUUAUAUGGGUUGCUAACAAAGAUAAGCCGAUCAAUGAUUCCUCUGGAGUUAUUUCGGUUUCUCAAGAUGGAAAUCUUGUAGUUACGGAUGGUCAGAGGCGUGUUCUCUGGUCAACUAACGUCUCUAGUCAAGCCUCUGCCAAUUCUACCGUCGCUGAGCUUUUGGAUUCAGGGAACCUCGUGCUAAAAGAGGCGAAUACCGAUGUGUAUCUUUGGGAGAGUUUCAAGUUUCCUACUGAUUCUUGGUUGCCAAAUAUGUUGGUUGGGACAAACGCAAGAAGCCCUGGAGAGAACAUCACCAUAACUUCUUGGAAAAACCCUUCGGAUCCUUCACCUGGAAGCUACACUGCUGCGCUUGUUCUUGCUGCGUAUCCGGAGCUUUUCAUUCUCAACAACGAUAAUAAUAAUGCUACCGUGUGGCGUAGUGGCCCGUGGAACGGGCAAAUGUUUAACGGUUUACCAGAUGUGUAUGCAGGGGUCUUUCUUUACAGAUUCAUAGUUAAUGAUGACACCAAUGGAUCUGUCACCAUGUCAUAUGCUAAUGAUUCAACUUUGAGGUACUUUUACAUGGAUUAUAGAGGAUCCGUGAUCCGGAGAGAUUGGAACGAGGCUAGGAGAAACUGGACGGUGGGGUUACAAGUACCAGCAACCGAUUGUGAUCUUUACAGAAGAUGUGGCCAAUUUGCGACCUGCAAUCCUCGGAGGAACCCGCACUGUGCUUGCAUUAGAGGGUUUAGACCAAGGAACCUCACAGAAUGGAACAGUGGAAACUGGAGUGGUGGAUGCAUAAGAAGGGUGUCUUUGCAGUGUAAUAAUGGGACUGCUGAUGGGUUUGUGAGGCUGAGGCGAAUGAAAUUACCUGACUUCGCAAUAAGAUCUCCAGCGAGUGAACCAGAAUGCUUAAGGACUUGUUUGCAGACAUGUUAUUGUAUUGCUUGUGCUCAUGGCUUAGGUUAUGGCUGCAUGAUUUGGAAUGGAACCUUAGUUGAUUCGCAGGAGUUGUCUGUUGGUGGAAUGGAUCUUUAUAUCCGUCUUGCACAUUCAGAAAUCAAAACACCGGACAGAAGACCGCUUAUGAUCGGUACAGCAUUGGCAGGCGGUAUUCUUGUUGUGGCAGCUUGUGGUCUUUUGGCACGACGGAUUGUCAUCAAGAAAAGAGCGCGAAAGAGAGGAACAGAUGCAGAACAGAUUUUUGAGAGAGUGGAAGCUUUAGCUGGUGGUAAUAAAGGGAAGUUGAAAGAGUUACCAUUGUUUGAGUUUCAAGUGUUAGCUGCAGCAACUGAUAAUUUCUCUCUCAGAAAUAAGCUCGGACAAGGCGGUUUUGGUCCCGUAUACAAAGGGAAGUUGCCAGAAGGGCAAGAGAUUGCUGUGAAGAGGCUGUCACAGAAAUCAGGACAAGGGCUUGAGGAACUUGUUAAUGAAGUGGUUGUGAUUUCUAAGUUACAACACCGAAAUCUGGUGAAAUUACUUGGUUGUUGUAUUGCAGGAGAAGAAAGGAUGUUAGUUUAUGAGUUCAUGCCCAAGAAAAGCUUAGACUUUUAUCUAUUUGACUCAGUGAAGGCGAAGCUUCUUGAUUGGAAGACGCGGUUUAAUAUCAUCAAUGGAAUAUGUAGAGGUCUUCUGUACCUUCACAGAGAUUCUAGGCUGAGAAUCAUUCACAGAGAUCUAAAAGCUAGCAACAUUUUGUUAGAUGAGAACCUGAUUCCGAAAAUAUCUGAUUUCGGGUUGGCGAGGAUUUUUCCGGGGAAUGAAGAUGAAGCAAACACACGAAGAGUCGUUGGAACAUACGGGUAUAUGUCACCGGAAUAUGCAAUGGGAGGAGUGUUUUCAGAGAAAUCAGAUGUUUUCAGCUUAGGAGUGAUAAUCUUAGAGAUUAUUACUGGAAGAAGAAACUCAAAUUCGACUCUUUUAGCUUAUGUAUGGUCAAUCUGGAACGAAGGGGAGAUUGAUGGUCUAGUAGAGCCUGAGAUAUUUGACAAACUCUUUGAGAAAGAAAUCCGCAAAUGUGUUCACAUUGGACUUUUGUGUGUGCAAGAAGCUGCUAACGAUAGGCCAAGUGUUGCUACAGUGUGUUCCAUGCUCAGCAGCGAGAUUGUAGACAUACCAGAACCGAAACAGCCUGCUUUUAUAUCAAGGAAGGGUGUUCCAGAAGCUGAGUCCUCUGAGAACAGUGACCUUAAAGCCUCUAUCAACAAUGUCAGCAUUACCGAUGUCACAGGGCGUUAG